AUUGUUGGAGACCCUCCAGCCUCAGGGUUCACAUUGACCUCAGGGCCAGGCUAAUCACACCACGUUCAGAAUUGCAUCACAUUCACAAUGGCGCCCGCUCCACCUCGCUUAAAAUUUAACUGAACGGCGUUAAAGGAAUAAUGGACAAUUGUGAUGUAGGGCUCUGAAGACGGUGUUGUCAGUCAGUGCACAGGUUGCGGCCCACUGUUGAUCAAAAGGGAGGACUUAAGUACUGCAACGGAGCAAGAAAGCGCCAGACAGUUUGUCUUGGAAGCUGUUGUAUUUGCUUAGUUGGGAGCCUGACAAUGUCGCGGCGCGGGUUUGAUUAUGAUGGGUUUUCGCUGGGGCAGGGUCCGCGAUACCGCGCUCAGGAGCCAGUCCGUUCGGGACGAGCCAUGUACCUGCCCUCGCAGGGAGGCAGCGACGAUGAUGAGGACGUGGGCAACAUUGGGUACGCCUCACAGGAGGACGAUGAUGCUGGGGAGCCGCCAGCCCCGGCACAGGCACAGGCGGGGGACGGCGAUGAGGUGGACCCGUUGGAUGCGUUCAUGGCCGGCAUCGAUGAGGAGGUGGUCAAAGCAGGGGAGGGCAAGCCGGUGGAGAAGCCGGACAUCGAGGAGGAAGAGGACCCCAUGGAAAGCUUCCUGGCCGCAAGGAAAGACGCGGGGCUCUCCCUGGCGCAGGAGGCCCUCCACGCGGGGUACGACAGCGACGAAGAGGUGUACGCGGCGGCGCGCGCGGUGGAUGCGGGCCAGGUGGAGUAUGACAGCGACGACAACCCGGUGGUCACGCUGGACAAGAAGAAGAUUGAGCCACUGGACCCAGUGGACCACGCAGAGAUCAACUACGAUGAUUUUGCUAAGGAUCUCUAUGAGGAGGACCUGGAGAUCACGGCCAUGAGCGAGCCCGAAGUGGCGGCUUACCGUGGCCAGAAAGGCAUCCGAGUGUCGGGCUUUGAUGUGGCGCGGCCCAUCAAAACCUUUCAGCAUGCAGGUUUUGAUGAGGCGCUGGCGGGGGUGAUUGCCAAGCAGGGGUAUGAGGUGCCAACGCCUAUCCAGUGCCAGGCCCUCCCGGUGGUGAUGUCGGGGCGUGAUCUGAUUGGGAUCGCCAAGACGGGCUCCGGCAAGACGGCGGCCUUUGUGCUGCCCAUGGUGGGCCACAUCCUGGACCAGCCGGAGUUGGGCAAGGGGGAGGGGCCCAUCGCGGUCAUCUGUGCACCCACGCGGGAGCUGGCGCAGCAGAUCUUCGCUGAGGCCAAGAAGUUCUGCAAGCCGUUUGGCAUCCGAGUGUCGGGCGUGCUGGGCGGCAUGAGCAAGUUCGAGCAGUUCAAGGAGCUCAAGGCCGGGACGGAGGUCGUGGUCGCCACGCCGGGCCGGCUGAUCGACAUGCUGAAGAUGAAGGCGGUGGCGCUGCGGCGGUGCACGUACCUGGUGCUGGACGAGGCGGACCGCAUGUUCGACCUGGGCUUCGAGCCGCAGGUGCGCUCCAUCACAGGCCAGAUCCGGCCCGACCGCCAGACGCUGCUCUUCUCCGCCACCAUGCCCGGCCGCAUCGAGCGCCUCGCGCGCGACAUCCUGAGCAGCCCCGUCAGGGUCACCGUUGGAGACGUCGGAUCGGCGAACGAGGACAUCCGGCAGGUGGCGGAGGUGCUGCCCACCGACGAGGCCAAGGUGGCGUGGCUGCUGGAGCGGCUGCCGCGCUUCAUCGACAAGGGGGACGUGCUCGUGUUCGCCAACCAGAAGGCCAAAGUGGAGGCCGUCGAGGCCAAGCUCAAGGAGCACGGCUUCAGAGUGGUGGCGCUGCACGGCGACAAGGACCAGGCGUCGCGCAUGGACGUGCUGCGCGAGUUCAAGGCGGGCGUGCACCACGUGCUGGUGGCCACCGACGUCGCCGCGCGUGGCCUGGACAUCACCUCCAUCAAGACCGUCGUCAACCUGGAUGCUGCAAAGGACAUUGACACGCACGUGCACCGCAUUGGGCGUACCGGGCGCGCGGGCGCGACGGACGGGUCGGCGUACACGCUGGUGACGGGGCGCGAGGCGCACUUUGCGGGGGAGCUGGUGCACAACCUGGUGCACGCGGGGCAGGCCGUGCCGGACGCGCUGCUCGAGCUGGCCAUGAAGGACGGCCACUUCCGGAAGCAGCGAGCGGGGGGAGGCGCAGGUGGGGGAAGUGCAGGCGGGGGGGCCGGGGGCGGGGGCAAGAGGGGGGGGAAAGGAGGCAGGGGCAGGGGCAGGGGAAAAGGAGGCGGGAGAAGAGGGCCCAUGGUGGGAGGCGCCGGGAUCGGGUUUGCCGCGGAGACAAAGGCAGAAGCGGGCGGGCCGACGAAAGCAUCCUUAGGCCCCGACUUUACUCGGGCAGCUGCACAGAACUCUUUGAAGCAGGGCAUGGCGGCCAAGUUCAAGAGCAGCUUCGUCGGCCCUCAAGCCGCUGCGGGGAACGCCACCUCGUUCAAGGGGCCGGCUGCGCACCCGCGCCCCGCCCUGCACGGCUUUGCCCAGCCUGCGGUGGCAGCCGGGCCGGCAGGCAGCAGCCUGGCCGGCUUUGCGCGCGCGUCCACAUCCAUCCAGCCCGACGCGCCCGUCGAGCGGCACAACACGGACGCCGAGAUCGCCGAGGCCCUGGCGCAUGCGCGCGCAGUCGCGCAUGCCCAGGCCUUCGGCACCCCGUAUGCUACAGCACCCGCACUCCCAGGCCCGGCAGCGCAAGUGGCUGCCGCAGCUGCCGCAGCGCAGGCGCGAGCAUUGGCGUAUGCGCAAGGCUUCGGCCAGGCAGCAGGAGCAGCCAGCAUGCCGGCAGGGACGGACGGGUCGCAUGCGGGGGCUGUAAAUGGAGGCGAGACGGGCACAGGUGAUAGGCAGCGCAGGGAAGAAGGCGGACGGGGAGAGAGGCGGUCCAGGUGGGACCGCCACGAGGAUGACGGCGGGCGGGAAAGAGAGCGGUCGCGAGUGGACAGUGGCGCGGAGAGGAUGGAACGCUCGGGAGAGCAGCUGUCAUCCCGAAACGACAGGGAUACGGACAGGGACAGAGAGCGGUACCGGGAUGGGCGAGACGCAGAUAGGGGGCGCGAGCAACACGGGGACGACCGGCAUCACCGGGACAAUGGUCGAGACGCGUAUCGAGAGCGAGACAGGGACAGGGACGGCGACAGGAAGCGGGACAGGGACGAGGAGGUGCGGCACGGCCGGGAGGGGGCCGCAGAAAGGAGGAGGAGAUGGGACACGUGACCGGCAGAACGCGCAAGCGCCGGCUGAGUUCACCUAUCUUCUGAAAGGUUGAUCCCUUGUUGAACACGCAUGGCAUCAGAGGCAAUGCGUGAACGCUCGGCAACCGUCAACCUUCAGGCACUGCAUGAGCGCUAGGAGAACUGCUUGAUGCAGCUUCUCUUUCUCUGAUUUAAAUUGAGGGUGUCAGAAGACGCGAUCAAGAGCGCAACUAUCAAGAGCGCAACUAAAUGCAGGCUCGUUACUGUCACGUUAGUGGCGUCAAUCAAGCACUGAAAGUCUAAUGCUGAAUUAUCUUGGCCUCGAAAGCUUUGAUCAUAUGCAUUAUUUGGGCUGGCCGACCGGUCGACCGCGGCUUCGGAC
Klebsormidium nitens is the source of this 3587-nucleotide messenger RNA. The record is from the annotation of a GenBank genome assembly. NCBI's taxonomy places the organism in Eukaryota, Viridiplantae, Streptophyta, Klebsormidiophyceae, Klebsormidiales, Klebsormidiaceae.